UCCGACGCGUGUCAAAACUUAUGCCGGGCAAACAUGCUGUUGUUGUCGACGUCGACGUCGCAGUCGCCGUCGCAGCUGACGUUGACGUUGACGCUGCUUGAAAUGCCGGUUGGGCGUUUGGUUAAUCGGCUGACGGCACCGCAUGGUUCAGUUAUUCGGUUUUAGUUGUGUUUCUGCCAGCGAGACGAGUGACACAGAGAGAGAAAAAUCCCACAAAAAAUAUACAACAAAAACAACAAAAAAAAAAUACGACAAUAAACACGACGACAAUAAACGAGCAAAAAGUAAACGAAUAGAAGCAAUUUUUAGAUUUAACUGAUUGAAAGCGGCGAACGCGGCGUAUGCGUAAUAAGCAGACACAGACUGCAACAAGCAGGCACAACAACAAAACUCACACACGCACAUAAAUACAAGCAUACAGAUAGAAACGAAAGUUUCUUAUAUAAAGACUUAAAGUGUUCGUUGUGUUUUUAGUAAACAGUUUAGCAGGCUUAAACGCGACCUAGACGAUGCCAAAUAAUCGUAAUCGUAAUCGCAAUCGUAAUCGUAAUAAGCGCAAUAAGAAUCAAAACGCAAAUCAAAAUAAACAGCCAACGACAGAGGAGGAGAAACAGGAGCAAGCAGAGCAGCAACAGGAGGAGUCAACGACAACAACAACAACAACAUCAUCAUCAUCAGCAAUAACAGCAACAACAACAACAUUAAAGGCAGCUGACGAUCAUCAUAAUGAUAAUAAUGCAAAUUCUGGCAACAUUUCAAAUGGGUCAUCAACAGCCAGCGACAGCAUUACAGUUGCUGAUUUGGCUCCGACUGGCAUAGCUGGCAAUAACAGCAACGUAGCGCCGGUGAAUCAGCCAGAAGAUCAGCCAAGAGCUAUUGCUGAAGAUCAGCCAGUGAGUCAGCCAAAGACCACGAUAGUUGAUCAGCUGGUAGUUCAAUCUAUAGAAGCCUCAGCUGAUCGUUCUAAAGAGCAGGCUGAAGAGCGUGUUGAGGAUCAGUCAACGGCUCGCGCUGAGGAUCAGCUGGAACAACAGCCAAAGCAGCCUGAAGAUCAACUGAUAGAGCAGCCUAAAGAUCAGUCAGCUGAUCAAGUAAAGGAGAAGCCUGUCGAUUGUACCAAAGAUCAGCUAACUGAUCAUUUUGAGGAUCAGCUAGCAGAACAGUCAAAAGAGCCUGUAGUUCACAUAGUGAGUGUACAAGUUGAAAGAAAACAAGAGCCGGAAGAACAGCUGAUCGCGCAUUCAACUAAUUACUUAGCUGAUCAAUUUAAAGAUCCAUCUGCACAACGCUCUAAGCAUCAGCAACAGUCAAAAGAGCAGCCCACAGUUCACAUCGUGCAUGUGAUCGUUCAAAAGGACGAAAGCUGUAUAAAUCGAACUGAAGAUCAGUCAGAUCAGCUUAUAGAUCAACCAAAGCCAGCAGUACGCUUGAUUCCUGUAACUUUAGAGAAGAAAGAGAUCUGUUUAAAGGAGGUGCAGCAGCAGUCAAGCAACGCAAUGGGCGCCAAGAACUCCAAGCAGCAGCAGGAGCAGCAAUCAGAGUUGCCACAACAGCAGCAGCAAUCAGAGUUGCCACAGCAGCAGCAACAAAAGGCGCCAGGGAGCCCACGCCAAGCCAAGGUCAUAGUGCAUCGCAUAGUGCGUGAGGCGAGCGAUGAAAUCGAUGGACAACAGCAACAACAGGCAGCAACACCACAGCAAUCUCUGUCACGGCAGCAACAUGCGCCUAAUCAGCCGCUGCAACGGAGUACCAAGGUGAUUAUACAUCAGAUUCGCGUAGAGACGGAAGAAGAGGAGCGCGCUCGAAGAGGUAAGCCCACAAUUGAGGAGAUCAGCAGCACAACGACAACAACAUCAACACACAGCACCAGCAAUAACAGCGGCACAUUGUCACCUCCGCCACGAUAUCUCGUUGAAUCUCCUUCUCCGAAGAACGUCUCGACUGUCGCACAGUUCGGAAAAUUCUCGCGAGAUGUGCAGAUUCAGGAGUUGGAGCUGAACAGCGAUUGCAGUUCGGGAGAGUUUAAUUUCAACGGAAUGCAAUCUCCGGUGGUGUGUGAGGUGGACUCGGAGACGGAGGCCACCACGCCCGUGGCUGUGAAAGCGUUCUCGCCAGAUCUGCCGUCCAGCAGCCGUGCGGAGCUACAGGAGCAACUGCGUCAGAAACGUGCCCAGAAACGGAAUGCACUUGAAUCGCACUUUCUGCCGCAGCUGCUCAGUCCGCGCUAUCUGGACAGCAUUCUGGAGGAGAAUAGCGAAACAACUGCGGGCAGUGACCAAGCCUUGAGUCGCAGCAACUCAUCCGCGAGCAGUGAUCCUGCCAAGAGUCGUUCCGUUGUGCCACAAAAGGCAAAUGAAUCCUUUCCGCGCAGUCAACUCGACUUCAGUCGCCGGCACAAGCGUCGCGAGGAGCCAGUGGCUCUCAUGCUGGAAACAAAGCUGCUGGAUCAGCCCAGUGAUCUGGAGAGCUGCACCCGACUCCAGAGCACGCUUUCUCCUCAAUCCGAGGACGCCGAACUCGUCUAUCUCAGCUCCUCCGCCUCGAGCAGUGUCUCCGAUCUAAUGGAACUCGAAUUGGAACAAGCUGCAGCUUUGGCGGAACGUGCUCUCAUCGAUCUUGAUACGGAUGCCAGCAAGCUGAUCAAUCGACCCGACGAUGAUGUCAGCAGCACAACAACAACUGAGCCCGUCAGCUCAUCCAAUGAAACGGAAACUGAGGGAGAGUGUGAGGUCGAAACGGAAGUGGACACGGAAACGGAGGCGACCGUUCAAUCGAGUCGGGAGAGCACACCUGUUAAUGCUCAUCCACCAAACGAAGAGGCAUCGCCAAGCAGCUCGCUUUCAUCGUUGCUGAGUGCCGCAACACCAACGCCGACGCCAACGCCAGCAGAGGCGCCAACGUCGAUGUCGACGACGCCCACGCGAGCGUUUAAUGAGCGGGAAAGAGAGUCAACUUUGGAUGAGGUGCCAGCGAUGUUGGCCAACGAAUGUGGCUCGAACAAAUUGGCCAACAGUCGAACUGCAGCGCCGUCGCUGUCGGUAACGCGCGAGGAAUUUGUACGCAAUAUGGAAAAAGUGCGCGAAUUGAUCGAAAUGACGCGACGCGAAGAAAACGCGAUCGAUAACGCCAAUGGAAACGGAAACGCGAACGCAAAUGGAAACGGGAAUGAAAAUCGUAACGAGUUGCGCUGUAGGUUAACACCCUCGCCACCGCCACCGCCUGUGCCACCACCACCCAGCAGCAUGCACUACCCACUACCCACCCACACAGCCACCUCAACCACUGAAAUGCAUCCAAUCCUCAGUCCAUUAUUGCUCAAGCGUCAAGAAUCAAAUGAUUCACAUUGCUCAGAUAGCACACAGCACAGUCAAUGCACUGCCAUCCAUAUGGCCUCACCACCACCCACAAACCAACCACCCACGCCCCCGCUACGCCAGCAACCACCACAACAACAACCACCACAACAACAACAACCCACACAAUUGGAGCUUAGUGCAAUUUCACAAUUUUCAGGCGACACGGAUGCGGAAAGCAUCAAAAAACUGCGUCUGCUAUGCACGGAAACCUUGGCCUCGAUGCCUUAUGGCGAACAGAUGCUUGAGGAGCUUGCAACUGUGGCACAAAACAUAACAGAACAACAGCAGCAGCAGCAGCAGCAACAACACGCGAGCAACAUGCCUUAUCCUUUGCCACAUUUGCCGCACAUCAGCGACUUGCAGCUGUCCUUAGGAGCCGCCAAAGAGGAUGCCUGGCUAGGUUUGCCCACGCAAGCAGAUCCCAAGCUGUUGGUUUGCCUCUCACCUGGACAACGUGCGCUGGUCGAGCAGCAGCAGCAGCAAUCGAAGUCUGCUCCUGAUCAGCUGCUGGAUGCACAUGAAAAGUUUAUGCAACGUCGCGGUUACCAUGAGUUGACUGUAGAACAGGUGCGUGCCUUGGACAGCGAACAACUGAAACUGGAACAGGAGCAGAUACUCAAAACGGCAGCGAAAAUGCGCGAAUUGCGCAAGAGUUUAACGCCCACAUCGCCAACACCAACAACAGCAGCAGCAACAACAGCAGAAGCACCGCAGCAAUUGUCGUCGCCGGUGCCGCCGCCGGUGCCAGUGAAGAGCGCAGAGACGGCGGCCAAGGCGAAGAGUCAGGCAGAUGACGCAAGAGAGAGAGGCAGCUAUCAAAAGGUGAUCACAUCGACAGCGACAUCAUCAUUUGAAAAUAAACCAAGACAAGCAGCAGCUGAUCCACAGCAGCAAUCGUCAGAGCAGUUGCCUUACUCAUUUGACCAACGCACGUCCAGGCGCACAGAGCAGCAGCAGCAGCAGCAGCAGCAUAGCAGCUACACGAGCAACAGCAACAACAGCAGCUACAUGAGCAGCAAUAAUACUACCAGCAACAACUGCAACCACAGCGGCAAACACUCCAGCAACCAGAGCAAAUUUCCAGCCAGCAUGGAGAGUGAAUUGGCGCGCAUGUUUCCAAGCAUUGCCCAACAGGGUGACAUCUUUGAUGAGGAGCGCAAACGCUUCUCCAACAUUGAGCAAAGCAGUCAACAGAAACCGUUGCAAACUAAACGUUAUUCCAACAUUGAAACAAGCUCAUUUGAGUCGAAGAAACGCACAGAAAAUGGACAAGUUGUCUAUGAUUACAGCAACAGCAGCAGGGAGCAGCAAGAGGAGGGUGAAAAGCCCACAAAUGGUGGCAAGUUUCCACUUCAAGAAGCAGCACAGCCCAAGGUGCAUCACAUAAAUGUGAGAAAGGCAGCUGAAGAUGAGGUGGAUUGUGCACCGCCAGUGCCACCGCCGCCGGCAACAAAUAUUAUGUCAGCAACGAAAUUAAAUGGCAAAGCAAGCACUUUCAUUGAUGACGCACAACAGCAACAACUAAUCGCUGAGAGCAGCAGCAACAAUAGAGAAGAGCAACAACAGAUAAACUCAACUGUUGCCAGCUCCAAGGUGAACAACGUCGGCAGCACUUAUGAGGAAUUUCGGCAACGUGCCAAGGCAGCAGUCGAAGCAAUUGCUCAGCCCAACAGCAACAGCCACAGCAACAUCAUCGGCAACAUCUCGCAACCUUUGGAUAAUGAAAAGCUAUUCAAGGACUUUGAUGCCUUGUCCCAGCAACUCAAUGCCGAGCUGCAGACGAGUCGCGAUAAACGCGAGCAACGCGACAAAUCUGCCUCUCUCUAUGAUCUUAGUCGGCCGAGCAACAACAGCGGCAACAUGUCCGUUCAUGGCCAACAGUUGGAGCAACUGAAGCAGCUACGUCAUGCGCACAUGCAGGAAUUGGAGCGGGAAAUUGAACGUUCGACCAGGUCGCGACAGGAGCGUUUAUCCUCAGUGCCGCGAACCACGGAGAUUCCCAUAGAUCUAGCUCCUGAUUACGCUGCUCGUUCCCGUCGCGCUGAGUCGCUGUGCAAUCUGAAUGAGCCACUGCGUCCGCACAGCUCGGCGGAGCAUUAUCGUGCACCACAGGACGAUUGGUCGCGGUAUGCCAGCGACUUGGGUUACUCGGAGAACAUAGCGCGUCCCUUUGCCCGCGAGGUGGAGAUUUGCUAUCAGCGUCAGGGACAGCGGCAACCACAUGCGAUACGUGCACCACGUCUGUCUGUCAGCACCAAUGAUUUGUCCAGCAGCAGCUACGACAGCUACAAUGCCUACGGUGGUGCAAGGCGGCAUGCCCCCAUGUUGCAACAGGCGCCGCAGCAGCAGAGGCCGCAUUUCGCCAGCUGCUAUUCGAUGAUUGAACGGGAUCCCAAUCCCACGUACAUCAGCACCACCUCCAGGCGUGGCGUGUCCCCAGCACCACCCACACCGCAGGCACCACAGCCGCCUGCCUACGACAGGCAGCAGCGUCGUGCCUCCUUGCCACGCGAGUUGCACGAACAGCAGUUGAAGUAUAUUCUCAGCAAGGAGGAGGAACUGAAGCUGGAGUUCGAGCGGUUGCAGCAGGAGAGGAGGCGUCUCAUGGAUGAGAUGCACAGGGCACCGACGGUGUUGCAGGCGCCACCACCACGCCGGGAGAGCUAUCGACCAGCUCCCAAGUUGCCAACGCUGAGCGAGGAUGAGGUGUUCCGUCAGCAAAUGGCCGAGGAAUGGAUGAACAAGGUGGCGGAGCGGGAGGAGCGACGUCAGCACAAGAUUAUCAAGAUAUCAAAGAUCGAGGACGAGCAGCAGCAUGUCACCGAGGAGCAGGCGAACAUCAGCGAUGAGUUCCUCAACCGGGUGAAGGAGCGCAGGCACAAGCUCGCCAUGCCCGCGGACAGCGACUGGGAAAGCGGUGCGGAAUCCCAGCCGAUGCAGGCCAAGGCAGCGGGCAGCGAGUCCGAUGUGGAAGCGCCUCCCGUGCGCGUCCUUGAGGGUCAAGCGGAGGCGAAUCUGCGCGAACUGCCGCGACAUCUGCGGGAAUUCGCCAAGUUCUCCACUUGCGAGCAACUGGAGGGCGGUCAGGGUCAAGUGGAGCGACACGAGGAGCAGGAGCGCAGCGAGAUGGCAACCGAUAAUUCACAUAGCAGCGCCAGCAAGAAGUCAACUAUUGUGAAGACGUACAAGGUGUCCAGGCUGCCGCCUUCUGUCCAGGGCGUUUGGACACCCAAGAGUCAAACACCACACGGCUCCAGCAACGAUCUGGACAACUGUUGCUCAUCGGCGGCACCAACACCACCGCCACCACCCACACAACCGGUGUGGACACCACAGCCAUCGCCAGCCUUGAGCGGACGCAAGGAGUUCCGUCCCGUGCGCUUUGAAUCACCCACCUUGCCACGUCGCUACACGGCCCAGCAACAACAACAGCAACAACAACAACAGCAACAGCAGCAACAACAUCCACAAGCGACGACGACAAUACCACCGUGGUCUUAUACCAACGGCAGCUGCCCUGUGCCAAGUGCACCACGCAGCACCACCACUAAUUUGAGCUCCAACAACUCCGACUACGCCGAAACCGAUUGCUCCACCCACUUUGGACCCGUGGCGCCCUCUGCCAGCGUUUCCGAUAAGAUUAAAACAUUUGAACGCUCGGCUUCCACAUCGGAGCUGAACAGGCCGUUCGUACGCCGUCAACUGUCUGACUGUAGCCGUCCAGUUUAUAGGCCUAAUGAAGUCAUCUACAAAGUCAAGCACGAGUAUAUGAGCGAACCGGAAACGGAAAGCGAUCGUCCGCGCAAAAUGGCACAGUUAGGUCGACGGCAAUACGAAGGCAUCGGUCCGGUGACCCACGAUGGAAUGCCCAUAAUACUCAGAUCGGAAGUCCAGGAGCCGCAUCAGCAUGAAUGGUACAAGCGACUCUAUCAGACCAUACAUAAGCAGAAGAAUGGCGAUGAUUUCGUGAUACGCUACAAGUGUCCCAGAGCUCGUCCAUCGUAUAAGAGCAAUGGUUAUGUGUCUGAACCCGAACCCAACUACGAUUCCGAUUACUCAACUUUAAAGUAUCGUACUCCAAACCCUUUACGCGUUCAGUCGGUUUCAUCGGCUGUCAAUGUGCGAAAUAUAAACCAGGACGAUAAAUUGUAUGGUACUAUGCCCAAUCCGAUCAAAUCGGCACAGAAUUCAUACAAAAAUCAACCUGGUCGCAUUGAGAACUAUACAACGGGUCACUCGUCUGUUUCGGAGAAGGAAAAGAAGGAGAAUCUGGAACAGUCGAAACUAUCGCCGCUCUACACAGAAGGCAACUUAUCCAGGGCUUUAGCCAAAGAAUCUGGUUACACCAGCGAUUCCAAUCUAGUCUUCCGCAAAAAGGAGCUACCAGUGAGCAGCCCUCUGAGUCCGGUAGAGCAGAGACAAGCCUAUAAGAGUCUGCAGGCGGGUGGAGAACCUCCAUUGCUGGGCUUCCGUAAGCCAGCGCCUGAGAAACCCAAAGAAAUUGUGCAAGAAUUCGAAUUUAUACAGAUAACGCCAACGCUUACCAAAAUACGUGUAAGCACGAAACCGCUUGAAGAAGAGGAAGAACCUGAGGAAGAGCCACAGCAAGUGGCAGCAGCAGUACCUCCGCCACCACCGCCACCUCCACCUCCACCGCCUCCAACAACCGAUAAAAUGUUUUCGCAUUUCUCCAAGAAUCUGCCCUCCUUUAUACCGCUGAGCAAGAAGCAGCAGCAGCAGUUGCAGCAACAGGAGGCGCCUCCCUUGCCACCCAAUCGACGAUCCUCGUGCACCAAGAGCACUGUGCGCGUGGAGAAAGUGACAAGCAGCUGUUCCAAGUCGCGACACGAUCAAUGCUUUCAACCACCCGGUGGGAGUAAUACCCUAACCCUGCGUAAGGUCUCUAGUUCGCGUCGGGAGCCCAUUUGUCGGUCGAAGUCGACGGGUGCGGUGUCCACGCUGCUGGCCACGUUGACGGCCACGAAGGAGACGCGCAGCAAGGACGGUUGCCUGAUGCGUGUGCAGCAACAGCAUCAACAUCAUGCCAGGCUACGUUCCGUGAGUCCAAGUCGUCGUCCUGCGCGUCUCCUGGCCUUGCGUCACUCGAGCCGGAGUCCUGUGGCUUUUGGCAGGAGCAUCUCGAAGGAGCGCAGCUUUGCCGAGGAGAAGAAGCGUCUGGAGAGUACGCUGCCAGCGGGUCGCACCAACUUUGAGGCUAGCACGAAUAUUUUGCGAGAUCCCUCGCUGAAAUCGCCGCAGGAGGUGCGUGAAGCGGUGCGUUCCUAUGCCACAUGUAAGGCGCAACAUACGCGUAGCAAAUCGUUGCCACGCUUGCGUCACAGCACCGUUAGCACCACCACGCGUCACACCAUGUGCUUUCCGCAGGUGAGGCCACAAAACCUACUCGACUGCAGUCGCGCCUUGAAGAAGGUCCUGCCCAAGUGUGGCAAGGGGCAGGUUGUCAAAGCGAUUGCUACCGUGCAUCGCAGUGCCUCCAACGAUAGCUUGCCACGCAGCAACUCCACCUACUCCAUUGACUCCAUGGUGCGACAGGAGUAUGUGCCAAUUGCACCACCCAAGACCUAUGUGGGCAAAUCGAAGCCAACAAAGUCCUUGCCGCCGCUGCAGACUAGUCGCAGUGAGGGUCACGUGCCACGCAAACGUGCCACCACCACCGGAAAGCCAACCAAAGCCACCACGCUGAAAUCCAAGCAGCCAGCAGCCGUGGCUCGACAAUCCUACAGUGAAACGGUGCGAGAGAAGACCAACUUCUGGAAUGAUUACAACGCCAAGCAGGCAACCCACAUUCAAAUCCAAAAUCAGACACCACACUCCUUGCCACAGCCGGCGAAUUGUGGCACCACCGAGUUCAGGUACAGCUCGCUGCAUGAGCCACCCUACGGUGGCGAGGAUAUCUAUGACUAUACAGGUCAAGCACAAGGACCUCCCAGCUGCAUUGAGGAUCUUGUGUGGAAGUACGAGAACAAGGGACAACAUUACAUUAGACCCCAGGCUGUCACGGACAUUGCGCGUCCACAGUCGCCACAGGGUGAGGUGGUGUUGGGUCAGCGACGCUUCUCACCCACCCGAGAGGUGCGCGUACCGCAGGCACCUCAGCGAGAGGUACGCUCCCCUUCGCGUCGACGCAUCGACAGCCUGCGCUCCAGUCAGCGUCAGGAUAAGGACAAGGAUCAACAGGUGGUGGCAAGGGCAAGCAGUCUGAGUAGCGCCGACGAUCGCAGCAAGCGUCAGGCGAGUGGUGCAACAGCUGGUAGCCUCUAUCAGUGCGGUGAGUUGGCUCACAGUGCCACCUCCUUGACGUAUCUGGAGCGGCACAGUCCCAGCUGUCGGUAUCGCAACAAUUGCGAACGCUUCACGGAGUUGAAUCGUUUCUACAGCACCUUGGAGCGAGUGGGGCAGCUGGAACGUGCCACAUCCGCGAGCAACUUUCAUCCACUACGCAAGGAUGCGGAACUUCUGGACUUUGAUGAGUGGCGCAAGGUGCGUCUCCAUGAGAGAGCAGAGAAGGAGCUGCAGUAUCUGGUGGGUAAAUUGCAAGACGAUCAGCGGGAUCGCGAUCUACACUAUCGUUCCAAGGAUGUGAACGAGAUCAAGUGGCGGCACGAUGUGGAUCAGGCUCUGCAUGCCAAGCAAAAGUCUGUCGAGGAUUUGCGGGAGAAUUUCGAGCAACUGCAGCUGCUUAAGCAACAGCGAGCGGAGGCGCAACUGCCUCCUGUCCAGCGCCAAUGGCGACGUAAUACCGUGGCUGACUUGGCCAGCAGCUUGGAGGGAAGGGACGCCCAGCCCCCUGGACAGAAGGAGUCGAAGGAUCCACAGCAGCCGGAGCGUCAUUUGAGCAAUGAUUUGGUUAGCACAUUGUCCAAGGAUCAAAUCAAGAAGAUCACCCAGCAGUUAAAUGAAAUCUAUGCGGGAAAUCGCAAGCAAGCCUUGGAGGAUCACUAUGUGGUCACCGUGGAAAAGGGUUCGAAGCCGAGCAGUCAUGCCAAUACCCUAAAAGUACGCUGCAACUCCAGCAUUACCAAGGAGCAGCUGUUGGGUCCAGUUCUCCGCAAACGGGAGGAGCAACAACCCCAAACCUUGCCACGUGCCACACGCAGUCAGUCUCCUGUCGUGGUGGCCAGGGAGACACGAGGUGCCAUCGCUGCCAAGAAUGCCGAACUGACGCUGAUCAAACCACCAGAUGUGCCGCCACGUCCCAAGCCCAAAAGUGAAUCGAAACCAAUGAAGGCUGAGCCAGAGCCCAAGGACGAGUCCAAGGAGAAUCCCAUUAACCAGAAGAUACAAUACUUUGAGGAUCGUCAGUUCGAGGAGCCACCGAAAACCGUCUAUCAUGCCAGGGAGGACAGUUCGCCGGAUGAAGCAGAGGUAAUGCGUCUCAUUGAGCAGAAUAUGCAAGCGCGUCAGCAGGCUAGGCACAAUCAUGUCCAUGUCCACACAGAGCUCAGCAACUCCUUGACCGAUCUGAGCGGUGUCUUUGGUGAACGUCCCGCAGCAAGGGUAAAUUUUCACUUGCACAGCCCGCCCGAUCGUCCGCCCGAAGAUCACGAGCUGCUCAGCUACGAGCAUGGUUCUCCCGAUGGCAGUCUUGAGCUCUACGAUGCCUACUAUCGCUCGAGAAGUCUCUCGCCGCAGUCGCAGGUCUCUGCCUGCUCCAGCUCCUACUUGCAGAGGGUCUACACCGGGGAGGUUCAGAAGAUGAAGCAGAAAUUUGAGAGCAUUCAGCGUGAACAAUCCAAUGAACGGCGUGAUUUUUUUGGGCUUAGUUCGCUGCGGAAGGCGCGCAGCGAUCCUGAAUUCAAUGCAGGAUCAAAAGACGCCUUGGCCAAUGCUACGGAAGCAUUGCCGACGACCACGCAAGAUGUCACCCACCUGACCCACAAGUUUGAGCUGCGUGGUGCAACCCCCUCGCCGGAGCGUGGUAGGAGAAGGCAACGUGGCUUGUUGAUGCCCCACAUCGAUAUCAUCAGCAAGACAGCGGCACUCAAGCGGGAGCUGUUGCCUCGGGGAAGUCCAACGCGCAGCCACAGCAGCAACAGCUGCACCGCCGGACAGGUGCAGAGUCUACGCAGUCGCUACGAGUCACCAGAGCCUCCAGCACCACCAGGAGAGUCACAGAAUGUGACACAACGUUACCUGUCCACCUCUUUGGCGGAUCUGCGCGAUGUUCACGAUAUUUCACCACAUUUGAGUGGAGAUUGGGUUGCUCACAAGCAUCCGGAACGCACGCCGGCAUUGCCAAAGAAACCACUGCGAAGUGGUGGUGGUGCAGUGGUGCGUGCCAGUUCCACAUCGCCAAUCAGACCAGCCAAGUCACAGAGUAACUUUGGCGACAUCUUUGCCAAUCAGAAGUUUGAUCCACACAUGCAUCGCCCCAAAGCACGUUAUGUGCCCGAUGGUGCAGAUGCAACCACCGCAACCACCGCAACCACAUCCAGACGUGCUGCUGGUGGUGCCAACACUCUGGAGCGUCUCAAACGCAGCAUGGCGGUUACAUUCAAAGACGUGAAUAUACAAUUCAAGACACCAUUGAGGCAUGAGUAUAAACAGAACGUAUCGGAGGAGGAAUUAGCCAUACGACAAGCGGAGCAUAUGCAGAAAUUGUAUCAGGAGGAGCGCAGACGGAAGUAUCUACAGGAGUUGCAGGACAUGAAUUCGCGACGACACACCGACAAUUUUACACCCUCACAGAAAUCACCGAUUGCACUCAAUCGCUACGAUGAUUUCCCCACAGACGUGACACUCAAAUCGCUGGUGGGACCCAAAACAGUUGCCCGGGCGCUCUACAACUUCCAGGGACAGACCUCCAAGGAGCUCUCGUUCCGCAAAGGCGAUACCAUUUAUAUACGGCGACAGAUCGAUCCCAAUUGGUAUGAGGGUGAACACAAUGCGAUGAUUGGUCUGCUGCCAGCUAGCUACGUCGAGAUUGUAAGCCGCGAUGGCGCCCGUACCCCCGCCAAACGUCCCUCGGAGGGUCAGGCACGUGCCAAGUACAACUUCCAGGCUCAGUCCGGUGUAGAGCUGUCCCUCAACAAAGGUGAGCUGGUCACACUGACACGACGAGUCGACGGAAAUUGGUUCGAGGGCAAAAUUGCCAACCGCAAGGGCAUUUUCCCAGUCUCCUAUGUUGAGGUGCUAACCGAUAUUGGAGCCGAGGAUAUUGCAGCUAGAACCACAACCGUUAUCAGCACUCAGAGCACCACAAAUCUGCGUCCAAAUAUGGAUGUGCUACGCACAAAUAUCAACAACGAGUUCAAUACGCUGACACAGAAUGGUUCCCAGCCACCGAAUGGUAUCCUGAAGGACACCAGGACACUGCAUAAGACAGAUGCGCUCCACGUGGACACCAGCUCCGAGCCAUUGACUUAUCGCGCACUCUACAAAUAUCGACCACAGAACUCGGAUGAGCUGGAGAUCUUUGAGGGGGAUCUGGUGCAUGUGCUGGAGAAGUGCGAUGAUGGCUGGUUUGUGGGCACAUCUCAGCGGACUGGUUGCUUUGGCACAUUCCCCGGCAACUAUGUGGAGCGUGCCUGAAUCAGAUCGAGAGAUCCUGUCGAGAACCGUUAAGAUAUUUGCUUUGUUUUGGCCGAAAGCUGGUGAAAUCUUAUAGAAAGGAAGUGAAAAACUAUAUGCAAAGGUUUAUUUCUAAUCCUAAUGGAUUUGUAGUCUAAUAACUUGAACCGCAGCCAAGGCAAUAGCAAUUAUUCAUUAUUUAUUUGAAUUACAAUUCAACAAAAUUAAUAAUAAUUAUUUAAAUUGUUGUUAACUUUGCCGAUAAAGUGUUUUCUCUUUAAUUUAAAUAAUGUACAACUAUUUAUUUAUUUUUAAAGAAAAUGUUGAAAUUAUGUUAAUUUAUAAAACCAAAAAAAAAAAGAAUAUAUAAUUAUUAACCAGAAGUUUUUCCCACACAUCCACACACACCAAAUAUCACCAGCGAUAUUUUAUAUAUUUUUUUUUAUUUCGUUUAUCUACUAAUUUUAACUAGUCACAGCUAAUUUCCAAAAAAAAAAGAAUAUAAAAAAUAUCACCAGAAAUUGAAAUAUAUAAAGGUUAAAGGUCUUCAUGCGCCAUUUGACAAUGUUAAACACAAAAGUGCCUUAAAAAUGAAAUGUUUCUUGACUUUUAAAAACAUAGAAAGCGAAAAUAAUAAUUAAUUAAUUAAUUAAACACCAAAAAGUGCCCUUCGUCUAAUAAUUAAUUAUUUAUAAUAAUAUUGAAGAACUAAAACAAAAGGAAAUCAUUUGUAAUUUUAUGAUCGUUUUAAUAAUACACAGACACCUGUUGCAAGCGAAUGCGUAUUAAGUAAAUAAAUUAAACAAAAACACCAACAACAAAAAC
This is a messenger RNA of Drosophila innubila, 13712 nucleotides long. RefSeq names its product sorbin and SH3 domain-containing protein 1 (gene CAP). The transcript has 18 exons. The record is from RefSeq and is a predicted model, not a curated record. Bases 510 to 12908 code for a protein of 4132 amino acids. NCBI's taxonomy places the organism in Eukaryota, Metazoa, Arthropoda, Insecta, Diptera, Drosophilidae. Gene Ontology annotation, molecular function: protein binding.